Messenger RNA from Bacidia gigantensis, 441 nucleotides. RefSeq lists its product as uncharacterized. The record is from RefSeq and is a predicted model, not a curated record. Bases 1 to 441 code for a protein of 146 amino acids. The transcript has 3 exons. Lineage: Eukaryota; Fungi; Ascomycota; Lecanoromycetes; Lecanorales; Ramalinaceae.
AUGGCCCGCAAAUUCGACCGCAUGCCCGACCUCCCCCAAACCGUCGACGAUCCUAAAGUCGAGGGGCUGAUGGAACAUUACUACUCCCUGUCCAACGCGCCCAACGACGAGGAAGACGGGCACGACAGCUUUACGGACAUGUUCACCGAAGACGCUGAGUACUCUUUUAAUGAUAAGGUUUCUAAAGGUCAUGCUGAAAUCUCAGCAAUGCGCAAAGCCAUGUUCGCCCACGUCCCCCAACGGGACCAUUACCCUACCCAGAUCUUCACGCACGGCCAUGAUCAGAUGCAGUUGAUGGCUAGGGGCAAGGCUAAGCAUGAGCACCAUUCUGGCAAUGAGAAGGACGUUGAGUUCGCUGCGUACUAUCAACUCGUUGAUGUGGAGGGCCAGCUUAAGUUUAAGACGAUUCAUAUUAUUGCUAACGGGCCCGCUCAUGAGUAA